UAUUCCGCUAAAUAUUUAAUUAACAGAUACUCGCAAAUCGUUAAGCUAGCCUACAUAAAUAUAUAUAUACAUAUGUAUGUGUAUAUGAGUUGAGUGCAUAUCGCGUUCGUCGCUUUGUGAUCGGCGUUCAGUGAUCUUGAAAAUACAAAAUUAAAUGUAAAAUAAAUAAAAAUAAUACUAAAACCGCCGAGUGAAAAUUUACACGCGUUUCCAACAACACUCAUCAAACUUUCAAAUACUCGUGCGACAGUAUUAAAUCUGUCCGACAAAUAACGUCACAAUGCUAUUACGUAAAGCGUUCUUCGCCUUCCUAUCGCUCAGCUUAUGCAUCUUAAUACACUUAACUGCCAGCGAAUAUUGUACCAAAUUAGAGAAUGCAAGUUCGGCGUUGCAGACAAAUCCCGCACAGUUCGCCAGCAUCGCGAGCGGUGCAGAAAAGUUUGGCCUGGAACUGUUUUCCUUGAUUUCCACGCAAGCGGCCGAUAAUGAUUUUGUAAUUUCACCAUUUUCCGUAUGGGCGCUAUUACUCCUGCUUUUGGAGGCCGCAUCGGAGAAUACAUUGGACGAGCUGAAUACAGUGCUGCGCAUAAAUCAGGAUCGUCAAGCGUUACGUCAAGCAUUUAAUGUGGUGCAGCAAUUUUUGUUGCGCAAAACAUCGACCAUACACGUCGAAAGCUUACAAGCAAUGUACUAUGACACCUUCGAAAGGUUCGGACAAGACUAUAUUACUACACUAACAUCUUGCUACAACGCAAAGGUACAAAACUUAAGUUUCAACGAUACCAAAACUUCGGUAAAUUUCAUUAACAAUGCAAUAAAUACGGAAACCAAAGGUCUAAUAAAGGAUGCCAUAACUGAAGCUGACUUGGAAAAUGCAAAACUAUUACUCACAUCGUCUCUGUAUUUUAAAGGACAAUGGCAGUUCCCUUUCAACCGAAGCGAGACACGCAGAGAGACCUUCUACGAUAUGAAUGGCAAGCCGGUUGGUGAGGUUGAGAUGAUGUUCCAAAUGACACCAUUCAACUACACCAGAAUGCAGGAUUUGCAGGCGCACGUGCUCGAACUGCCGUACGGCAAUGAAAAUCGUUUGUGUAUGCUAGCUAUACUGCCAAAUAAAGGCAUCUCGGUCAAUCAAGUGGCGCAGAGCUUGCAGAAAUUGGGUGUGCGCCCAAUAUUCAAUAAACUUGAGGAGGACGCCUUAAAUUUCGGCGAACAGGAAGUUGAGGUGUAUGUGCCACGUUUUGAGACAUCAACGUCAAUAUCGCUAAGAGGUACACUAGAAGCGAUGGGCAUAAAGAGUAUUUUCAAUCCGCAGACUGUAAAUUUAGGCAUACUCUCGAAGAGCUUGUUCGUGAAGGACGUCAUACAAAGCACGAAAAUAAUAGUGAAUGAAGAGGGCACCGAAGCGGCCGCAGUCGUUGCGGCGAUUUUGACUAAUAAAAUUUCGCCACCGAAAUUCUACUUUAAUCGCCCAUUCCUGUAUUUAAUUGCGGAAAAACGUUCGAGUACAUUAUUAUUUGCCGGCCAACUAUCGACACCGAAAUUAUUAAAAAACUAAAAGUACUAAAUAUUUAAAA
This is a messenger RNA of Bactrocera latifrons, 1577 nucleotides long. RefSeq names its product serpin B3-like. Lineage: Eukaryota; Metazoa; Arthropoda; Insecta; Diptera; Tephritidae. Bases 281 to 1558 code for a protein of 425 amino acids. The record is from RefSeq and is a predicted model, not a curated record. The transcript is spliced from 7 exons. Gene Ontology annotation, molecular function: serine-type endopeptidase inhibitor activity.